GGGGCAGCAUCAAGCUGCGCAGCCUGUCAAACUAGUAUUCUGUUUGAUCUGGGCAGUCGAUUCAUUUCCAACCUGCACUCGAGCUUUUUGUGUUGUUCGACGCAUCAGCGUAGCGGGAAGGCGUGAUCGGUCUGUGAGACGAACAACACGAAGACUUUCAGCGUGUAAACAGACCCGCCUUCGUACGAAAAUAACCGCGGCGAACUGAACAGGAAACGUGCGCGCUUCACCUUCUGCUGCUCACCGAUGCACGAAUUUACAACAGGUUCCCCAAAUCCACAUCCGCGCUGCAAUUCAUCGUCCGCGUCUCUCCCGCUUCGUUUGAACCCAGAGGAGUAGUUAGGGGGAAAUUUAGACAGAUGACCUCCUUUUACGACGAAAAAGAUUUGGUGGAAGAGCUCAGUCGAGUCAGCUGCCCUGACGAGGAUUUACAGUUUGAGUACCUGUUUGAAUAUGAGCCGCCGUGCAGUGACUUUGCAGGGGGGGACCAAGAUGACUCCAGCCUUGUGCCCCCAAAAGUCCUCAGUCCUGAAUCUGAGCAGGCUUUCCCCCUGGGGGAGACCUCUCCAUACGGCAUCAAGUCCUGCAGCCCCUCCUACAGUGAGCACACUGAGGUUCUCUCAGGAUAUGAGAACCAGGAGGCCAGAAACUACCUGGACAGUACUCGGUCUGCUGCCCUGAGCCCUCGAAUUGAAAUCACCCCCUCACGUGAGCACUACAAUCAUGGUCGGGACUCUCUGCAGAACCACCAUCUGAACAUUAGCCCCAGACCCACCCUUACUGUGCCAGGCCAUGAAAACCUCGCCUACCGUGAGCCCCAGUGCCUGAGUCCUGCCAGCAGCAACUCCUCCACCAGCUGGCACUCAGAAAACUAUUCCCCCUGGGCGUCGCCUUGCGUGUCCCCGAGCAGUGCACAGAACCCUGGAGACCUGUGCCCACGAUUACAGAACAUCCACACUGGCUCCCCACGCACCUCCCCGGGCACCUCUCCUCGCACCAGCCUAGGUGAGGACGGCGUAGGACCCCGCUCUCCUUCCCCAAGGCCUGGCUCUCGCUCCACCUCCCCGCAGGGAAAACGCACCUACGACAUGUACAGAAAUCCAGGAUUAAUCCCUGGGCACCGCUCCCGCAGUCCUUCCCCCAGUAGCGGCCACGAAGAUCACAACAUAGGCGCCCACUAUACACAUAGCAGCCUUACUGAUGCCAUGAAUGGUUUUGGCGCCAGCCAGCCAAGCCUGGUGCCCACUAAAAUAGUCAAGACAUCCAACCAGGUUUACACUCUGUACCCAGAGAACCACGGAGAUGGGAACUACAUGGUGUCCUGUGAGCAGGACAUAAAAGCCAAACCUGCUGCAGAGCCUUUCUUUGUUAUUCCUUCAAUCUGGCCCAAGCCUCUGGUUUCUGGCCUCUGCAGCAUCCCUGUGGCUUCUCUGCCCCCACUGGAAUGGCCUGUUCCUAGCCGCACCGACCAGUAUGAGCUCCACAUUGAGGUGCAGCCCAAACCACAUCACAGAGCUCACUAUGAAACAGAGGGAAGCAGGGGUGCAGUCAAAGCCCCCACGGGAGGACAUCCUGUUGUGCAGUUACAUGGCUACAGAGGCAAGGAGCCACUUGGCCUACAGAUUUUCAUCGGUACAGCUGACGAGCGCAUCCUCAAGCCGCACGCCUUUUAUCAAGUCCACCGCAUCACUGGCAAAACAGUUACGACCACCAGCUUUGAGAAGAUCAUCAACGGCACUAAAAUCCUGGAGAUCCCACUAGAGCCUAAGAACAACAUGAAAGCAAUAAUCGACUGCGCUGGGAUCCUGAAGCUCAGGAACGCCGAUAUCGAGCUGAGGAAGGGCGAGACAGACGUCGGUCGGAAAAACACCCGAGUUCGACUUGUGUUUCGUGUGCACAUACCUCAGCCUGGAGGACAGCAUGUCUCUCUCCAGGUGGCCUCGCAUCCCAUCGAGUGCUCUCAGCGUUCAGCACACGAGCUUCCCAUGGUGGAGAAGCAGGACAUGGACAGCUGCUCUGUUCUGGGUGGCCAGCAGAUGAUCCUGACUGGGCAGAACUUCAGCUCCGAUUCCAAGGUCAUUUUUAUGGAGAAAACACAGGAUGGGCAGCAAAUCUGGGAAACAGAAGCAACGGUGGAUAAAGACAAAAGCCAACCUAGCAUGCUGUUUGUGGAGGUGCCGCCCUACCGUGAAACAUCUGUCUGCCAUCCUGCUAAAGUAAACUUCUACGUCAUCAAUGGCAAGAGAAAGCGCAGCCAGCCUCAGCAUUUCACCUACACACCACUGGCAUGUAAGAAUGCUGCUCAGCCUCUUUUUGCUCCAUCUAUUAAGACAGAGCCCAUAGAUGAGUAUGAAGCAGAGCACAUGGGCUUUGCUAUGCCUCAAAUCUUGAGCAUGUCCUCUCAUUCCUACUACCAUAACCCACGUGGCAUCCUCCACCCAGACAACGGUCUGGUCUCUGGCAUGGCUUCUUGCCAGCGCCUCAGUUCCAGCCUUCCAAACCAAGAUGCACGUUUCCAGCAGCAGAGCCCAGCCAUCGUGUACUCACGUGGGGGCAAGAGUCUGAGUGGCAGCCCUGCUAUGUGGCAAGCUGGAGGGAUGAUGCCUGACCCCCACCGCUCGGUCCUGGUCCACACAGGCUCUCCAGCUCAGUCUGUAGGGCCCAUCAAUGCAGGUCAACACCCUUCUAUCAUCCAGUUCUCUCCCACCAACCACCACCUGAUUCGAGCAGGAGACCCUCAACCCCUAACUGGGCCUCAGUCUGACAACCAGCAGAUCAUAUACUGUGAUGGCUAUUCCCCACAGGCAGCUGCCACCCACUCACCCACACCUACCCAGGUAUCAGUGACCCACCCGCAGCACUACCCCACCGUGAUUCAGCAGCAGAAAGGCAGAACUCCAGCUGGGACGGGGCAGGUGGAUGCUUCAGGAGAUGGACAGAGACGGGUGACGGUCAAGGAAGAGAAUUUGGACCAGGCCUACCUAGAUGAUGAAAAUGACAGACAGGCAACAGAGCUGCGACCUGUGAAUGAAAUCAUAAGAAAGGAUCUGACGGGUGUUCAGACCAGGGGGCAGACAUAGAGGAGGGGUCCUGGCAGGAAAUGACAACAUACACCCUUAAACAGACUGACACCUUCCAUCGAGGUGACGCACUUCCGCUACCAGUCAGACAUUCUCUUCCUUAUUUUCUUUACCCAUGGUGAUAGAAAUAUCAGCCCCUGGCUGCUGUGUUUGUUUUGGAUGUAUUCCUGCAAUAAACAUUUGGCAAACAGAUGAAUUCAUUUGACCCAUAACGUCUGCCACCAACACCCAGCAGGUUUCCAACAAACAACACCGCUGAGGAAAAGCAGGAAAAAUGGCUCCCAUCGUUCAUUGUUUUUCCAGGUGGAAACUCAGUUUUUUUUAAACCAAAGAGAAUAAAAGAUAAAAAAGGUGAAAUCACACAAAGUCCACAGAAUAGCAUAGCCAUACUGUUCAGACAAUAAAGCCACACCUGUUUGCCUUAUCGCAUUGAAUGAUGACAUUAGCAGGUUAAUGUCACAACAGAAAUUCAUCCCACAUACUGUUUAGAUUUUUUUUUUUUUUUUACCAGAACCUUGUUGUUUUUCCAUCCUUCUUGCACACAGUGUGUAUUUUGUCUCUCUGUAUUUUUGUAUGUAUUUUUUACAUGUAAAGAUUGACCAAAGCUUACAUGUUGAUCAUCUCAUUUUAAGUGCAGUUUUCUAAUUGAAGUGAAGCGCACACUGCUGCCUAUAAGCAUGUAUAAAUGAACUGUUGUGACAUCUCCUAAUAUGCACUGUUUUCCAGAAUGAGAUUUCAUGUUAUUACUUUUUAUAUAUUAUUUGUGAAUAACGCACCAUUUUAUAUUCAUAUAAUAUAUAUAUAUAUAUUCAAUGAGGUGCCAGCAUAGCUUUAUUUGGGACAUGUGCUACAGUGAUAGCAUGGUUCUAUAUUUUUAAAUGGCUUUCUUGCACAAUAAUUGAGUUGCAUUGAAAAUCAGCCAAAAAUCUAUUUUAGGUCUCACACAAACUGGAGUGAGAUAAUUUGAUUUAUUUUUAUAUUUUGUCCUUGUAAUGACAACACAGGGACAAAAUAUCCAAAGCCUAAACUGUUUGUUUUGUGAAUAGCUGCAUUUUGAAUUUAUCCAUAAUGGCAAUCGUUAUGCUAAGAGCCAAAUGCCUAUCUAUUCAGAGCUAUUUUGCUUGCAGAUGCAAUGAGCGUAGAAAUAAUUUUCUGUAACUGCACAAAAUGGUUAUACAGUCAGGAUUACUGAUGUGCUAAUAUAGCUAGCCUUAAAUAGAAAAGCAUUAGUUUAAAAAUAUUUCUGUAAUAGUACAUUGCACAGAGUGAAUUGGAGUACAUUACGUACCAAGUGCCAGUUAUGUAAUUGUAAAGGAAAAAAAAAUGUAUAAAGCAGUAAAAACAUGUUAAAGUAAAAUAAAAAAAAAAGGGUUAGCAUUUGAUAUGGACCUAUUUGAUACAAAAUAAGAUUAUAUUUUAUAAUACUAGUAAAGCUAAUAUUGAUCUUUUAAGAAUAUUUCUCAUUGAGCCAGUGCAGUACAAGUGCAUUUGACAUUUCUUGAAUGUAUGAAAUACCUUCUUUUCCCCUUUUUGUGUAAAUAUUAAAUAAAAAGCGUUACGAGAAGUAAUUUGUUGUCAUAUUAAUUUCGCUGUCUUUUCUGUAGAAUAUGCAUCUCUAUAUAUGUUUUCUUUGUUUUAAUACCAUGUAUCUGUAAUCUGGAGGGAUUUACAAUAACCUUACCCAUAAUAGUUUAUAUUUUUGUUUGUGUUAUUAUUUCGCUUUCUAUGGUAAUGGAAAUGUUAUUAAUACUAUCUUGUUCAAUUUUCUGUGUUCAUAGUUGUCAUGAAUCUGUUUCAGUUCGAGCCUUUGUGCCUCUUAAAAAAAGAAGAAAAAAAAAAGAAAACUCUAUUCAUGCUAUUUUUGUAUCCCCGAAAGAAGCAAUAAAUAA
This is a messenger RNA of Archocentrus centrarchus (flier cichlid), 4969 nucleotides long. It is a transcript of the gene nfatc2a, whose product is annotated as nuclear factor of activated T cells 2a. Gene Ontology annotation, cellular component: transcription regulator complex. Gene Ontology annotation, biological process: calcineurin-NFAT signaling cascade; cytokine production; regulation of transcription by RNA polymerase II. The transcript has 11 exons. The record is from RefSeq and is a predicted model, not a curated record. NCBI's taxonomy places the organism in Eukaryota, Metazoa, Chordata, Actinopteri, Cichliformes, Cichlidae. Bases 360 to 3080 code for a protein of 906 amino acids. Gene Ontology annotation, molecular function: transcription factor binding; DNA-binding transcription factor activity, RNA polymerase II-specific; RNA polymerase II cis-regulatory region sequence-specific DNA binding.